Molecule: messenger RNA, 950 nt
Organism: Orbicella faveolata
Lineage: Eukaryota; Metazoa; Cnidaria; Anthozoa; Scleractinia; Merulinidae
Source: RefSeq, a predicted model, not a curated record
GGUUACAUAGCAUGUCAAAAGAUGGCAUGUGGAAAGAUGUCGCUUGUUUAUGGGAGGCGUUUUAGCCAGAUUGUUUAUAUAUCGGAUUCAUGUAUCACUUAGCUCAAUCAUUACACACCCUUAUUAUCUCUGUCUUCCGUUACGCAUUGAAGAAUACUUUUGACCCUAGCCAGUUGCUAGGAUUGCAAGGUAACACCGUAAACGCAUGUGCUUUUGUUUUUUUCCGGGAAAUUAGUUUUCCGUGGAAACCAAAACCAGUGUAGGAGCUCUCAUAUCACCGUCGCUCUCACCGAAGCAUUCAGUACUGUGUUCUCCGUCGCUCUCACCGAAGCGUUCAGUACAAUAUUCGCAUCAUGCCGUGGUCAGCAUCUCAACAAACGAGGCUUGGAUACGAGAAACAGUUGCUUGAGCAGUAUUUUCGCGGAAACCGUGCGACUUGGAUCGAUCCUACUGGUAACACCAAAGUUGAAAUUAGAGUAACAUGCUCCAACAACAGAGAGUACACUUUGAGGAUUUACAUUCCAGUCGACUUCCCUAAUUCCUGCCCUCAAAUGGUCGUUUGCAACCCUUCCCAUUGCUUGGUGAAACGUAACGGGACCGUGAUGAAUUUUCCAAACGAUGACGACCACACUUGGGGAAGCAAAGAUGGCUGCACGCAGAUUUGUCAUUACAAGCCAGCAGAGUGGACAGAUGACAACACGCUAUACCAAGUGACCAUGAAAGGUUUGAUUUGGCUGGAGGCUUACGAGGCUCAUCUCCGUACUGGAAAUUCUCUCAGUAAUUACUUACAACACUACUAGACCCAGAGGACAAUCGCAACAUUUAAAAUUGGAUGACAAAGUAGCGAAAUGAUCUGUGAAACUUUCACCUGGUUGGAACAGUUAGAAAUUGCUUGGCAUACCGUAUAAUAUUAUCAUUCUGUAAUAUCCAGGAAAGCAGUUGUUUAGUUU